CCAGAGGAGGAAACGAAGUUGUGGGACAGGUUGGUUGUCUGUUCUUUGCUAGAAGGGCUGUGGGACACUUUCAUUAGAAUCCAGAAUCAUAAAAUACAGUGUUUAGACCAAUACGGAUAAUAAUUUGGGUAAAACGGGAAACUUGUGAGGCUGAACUUCUUGUGGUGAGUAGAAUUCUUCAGAGAAACUGACUUGAAACUGCUGAAAGUGAGAGUAAAGCUGCAUUCAGAGAGGAGACAGUUUGGUGUAGAGACAAAAUGGCUUCUAAACUUGAAGAGGAUCUCACUUGUGCUGUGUGCUGUGAUAUCUUCAAGGAUCCCGUCAUUUUAUCCUGUGCUCACAGUGUGUGUAAAGCCUGUUUGCAGCAGUUCUGGGAGAGUAAAGGACACAGAGAAUGUCCCUACUGCAGGAGGAAGUGCUCAAAGGAUUUAUAUCCUACUAACAUGGCGUUAAGGAACCUGUGUGAGACCUUCUUACAGGAGGGAAGUCAGAGAGCUUCAGCAGGGUCUGAGGUGCUCUGCAGUCUGCACAGUGAGAAACUCAAGCUCUUCUGUCUGGAGGAUAAACAGCCUGUGUGUGUGGUGUGUCGAGACUCUAAGAAACAUAAAAAUCACAACUUCAGCCCAAUAGAUGAAGCAGCACUUGACCGUAAGGAAGAGCUCAAGAUCAAACUGCAGCCCCUACAGAAGAAAAUGAAGACCUUUAAAGAAGUCAAACUCAUCUGUGACCAAACAGCAGCUCAUGUUAAGACUCAAAGCCAGACCACAGAGAGGCAGAUCACAAAGGUGUUUUUGGAGCUUCACCAGUUUCUACAAGAUGAAGAAGCAGCCAGGAUAGCUGCACUGAGGGAGGAAGAGGAGCAGAAGAGUCAGAUGAUGAAGAAGAAGAUUGAGAAGAUGAGCAGAGAGAUCUCAUCUCUUUCAGACAAAAUCAGAGCAAUAGAAGAGAAGAUGGGAGCUGAUGACAUCACAUUCCUGCAGAACUACAAGAGCACAGUGGAAAGAGCCCAGUGCACACUGCAGGAUCCAGAGAGGGUUUCAGGAGCUCUGAUCAAUGUGGCAAAGCACCUGGGCAACCUGAAGUUCAGAGUCUGGGAGAAGAUGCAGGAGACUGUUCAGUACACUCCUGUGACUCUGGAUCCCAACACUGCACACCAACAACUCCACCUGUCUGAGGAUCUGACCAGUGUGAGACGUGGUGAUGAGAGACGGCAGCUUCCUGAUAACCCAGAGAGAUUUGAUUGGGCUGCCAGUGUCCUGGGCUCUGAGGGCUUUAACUCAGGGACUCACUGCUGGGAUGUGGAGGUUGGAGAGAACACACGGUGGAGUGUGGGUGUGAUGACAGAGUCUCUCCAGAGGAAGGGAGACUUUACCUCCAUGAGUGGACGGUGGUUUGUGUGGUAUAACGAUGGUAAAUAUGGAGCACGUGCUGCACCACAGCCCUCCACUCCCCUCACAGUGAAGCAGCAGAAACUCCAGAGGAUCAGAGUGCAGCUGGACUGGGACAGAGGAGAGCUGUCAUUCUCUGACCCUGAUAAUAACACACACCUACACACUCUCACACACACUUUCACUGAGAGAGUGUUUCCAUACUUUAAUGGUGGUAGGGUGUCUCCUCUGAGUAUUGUAGCAGUGAAGGCCUCUGUGUCAGUAGAGCAGCCCAGUUAGAGCAGAAACUGUCUCUGUCUGAACAAGAGCCCACAUGCAGAGAUGGAUGGAGGCAUGUGGGGUUCAGUCAUGAGUCACUCACACAGUAACUGCAGUCAAUCUGAUAUCUGACCUGUGAGGCAUCGUUUUCUGGCUACUUUAAUUUAGUUCAGAAUUGAAUUGUCUGAUGUUCUAUGUUGAGUAUCCUCUAAAAUAAGAUGCCAUUUAUUACACUAUCCUGGUAUUUCUACAUUGCCCAUUUUUUGGAAUUUUCGAAUUUAGCUCAUUUAGAGGGCCAUCUGGUGGCCAUUGUUGGAACACAAACUACAAACUGUGACAGUGCUGACUAUUUGGCUAUAUGCAUUAAACUAAAAUAUAUUUGUUAUUUUUUUUUUGAUUGGUGUAUUAGGCCUAUUCUGUGCACACCUGUAUAUAAUAUUUGUAUGAAUUGUUUAGGGAUGUCACUUUCCUGUAGGGGCUUGUGAAAGUCUCAGUAUGAAUACUGCCAUCUAGUGGUGGUUAUUGUGUAACUACAUGCUCCUCACCUGUGAGGUUUCCAGUAGCAGAGCAGCAACACAGCACAGUCUCAGUAUGAAUACUGCCAUCUAGUGGUGGUUAUUGUGUAACUACAUGCUCCUCACCUGUGAGGUUUCCAGUAGCAGAGCAGCAACACAGCACAGGUGCAGCUGGUCCUGCUGCUGUCUGAUCUGAGGUCAGAAAUGCUGGAGAUUAAACAGCACUAUAGAGACUGAGAGCACUGCAGUAAACACAAACUCCUGCACUAGUCAAGACUGAUUAUUACAUGAAUCAAAUCAAAUGUCAUGUAUGUAUUGUCGUUGUAAGUGUCUGUCUUUAUAACCAGAUGAAAGCUGUAAUUUAGAGCAGUAAGGUUUGGACUACUGAAGACAAACUUGAUGUGAGGGAUGAAUAACCAAAAAGAACUGAGUUUUCCACAGUGACAUUAAACAACAUUACUGAUACCAGGACCCAGAUCAUCACCAUUACACAAAGAGAUAAUUUAUGGACAUAUCAACAUAAUACAAUAAUGAUGUUUUUAUUCAUAAUAUACACUGAUACAAUGUCA
Molecule: messenger RNA, 2730 nt
Organism: Alosa sapidissima (American shad)
Lineage: Eukaryota; Metazoa; Chordata; Actinopteri; Clupeiformes; Clupeidae
Product: zinc-binding protein A33-like
Exons: 7
Coding region: 258-1667 (469 amino acids)
Molecular function (GO): zinc ion binding; protein binding
Source: RefSeq, a predicted model, not a curated record